Molecule: messenger RNA, 489 nt
Organism: Cylicostephanus goldi
Lineage: Eukaryota; Metazoa; Nematoda; Chromadorea; Rhabditida; Strongylidae
Source: the annotation of a GenBank genome assembly
AUGCUGACACUGGGACCGUCAGAUGCAUCUAUCCUGCGCCUGGUGCUGGAAACGACACACAUCGCCGUAACGGCCGCCGCUCUACAUGCAAAACCACUGAUGCUCGCCGUCGUCCUUGCUUUCGAGUUGAAUUUGCCUAUCCGAAAGGAAGUGAACGUAGAGCGCAGUGAGCAAAUCUAUUCUGCUCAAGCAUUCGCGGCAACUCGUUUUGGAUCCACCAAGCUCAAGACCUACCAGUCGUCACAGUGUGGAGAAAAUGGCUACGGGCAUCAUCCUUUCACAAUGCCAUCAAUUUAUGCUUAUUUGAGGCUGCUUGUGUUCCUAAAUGCGAUUGCUUGCGCAUCAAUGAUGCAAGUCACGGAAGAAGAUUCUGACACACAAAAGAGUGAAGAAUACUCUGAUGAGGAAAAGAAGCGACUUCUGGAGGACGCUCAAGGUGACCGUGCAAGUAGCGGGUUCGUUGAUGAUGACGAGCUUAGCGACCGUUAG